AUCGCAUUACAUCAGCUGAGUGCCAAAAACGGGCAGCAAACAUUCCGAUUUACUGCUAUCCGCUUUGGGGGUCAUAAAACUUUGCUAAUCUCGGUGCCGAUAAGAUAGCGACCGGCAGCAGUACCACAACCCAACUGGCAGCCAAUAUGAGUGCACGGAAUUUGCUGCUGCUCUCCUCGUCGCGAUUGCACGGCCAUGGUUAUCUGGAGCAUGCACGCGCCCAGCUGGAGGAUCUCUUUAAGGCUUGCCAUGUGAAGACGGUGCUCUUUGUGCCGUAUGCACUGAGGGAUCACGACAAGUAUACGGCGCUGGUGCGGGAUGCAAUUGCACCCUGGGGCUAUGCUGUCGAGGGGCUGCACACCAAGGAAAAUCGCGGACAGGCGCUGCGCGAUGCCCAGGCCAUUUUUGUGGGCGGCGGCAAUACCUUUGUACUGCUGCGCACCCUCUACGAGCUGAAGCUGCUGGAGCCCCUGCGGGAGCAGGUGCUGCAACGCGGCCUGCCCUAUGUGGGCAGCAGUGCGGGCACCAAUGUGGCCACUCGCUCCAUUCACACCACCAAUGACAUGCCCGUGGCCCAUCCGCCCAGCUUCGAGGCCCUGGCCCUGGUGCCGUUCAACAUCAAUCCGCACUACCUCGAAACGGACCCAAAUAGCGAUCACAAGGGCGAGACGCGAGACGAGCGUAUCGAGGAGUUUGUGGCCUACCACUCUCGGCCAGUGCUGGGCCUCAGGGAGGGCACCAGUGUGCGUGUCGAGGGCAACAAGGCCACCCUGCUGGGGCAGCGAAGUGCCAAGCUUUUCCAAUCCGAUGGGGGAUCCAGGGAGCUGCCACCCCAAGCCGAUCUCAGCUUCCUGCUGAGCCAGGACUAAAGAAACAACAACAGAUUAUUGUACAUACAUACAUAUACAUUGUAUUAUUCUGCAAAAAUAACAACAAUUCCUACAUACAACUAGCAUCAUAAUCUACAUACAUAUGUGUACGACUAAUAACUAACUAUACAAGAUGGUCAAGAUGGUGGUUCCCGUAGUCAACGUUUUGUAAUAAAUUAAAUGUAUCUCUCAUACAAACAUACAAAAAAAAAACACAUACAUAAGAAUUAGACUGGCGGCAGACUUCUUAUUCGAUGAUCAAAGCGAUGGAGUAGGAGGAGGCGAAUGCGUCCCAUUCCCAUAAGCGAAUAGACACAUUGUGUUUCCGUUAACUUAAUGUAUAAUAUUUUUGUGUUGCUUACGCUCUACUUUGGCAUACAGAGAGAGAGAGGCGCGACAAAGAGAGCUAAAGGCAAGCCGGGUGGCACACAUUUAAUUUUCUUUCAUGUUUCAGUUACACUUAAACCACUAUUAUACAGACACGUAUAACACUUAUAAUUUCUAGCUAGUAGUCAAUGGAUUCUCCUACAGGAAUUCUUCACGUUAAUAUACAUAU
Messenger RNA from Drosophila obscura, 1425 nucleotides. RefSeq names its product probable alpha-aspartyl dipeptidase. Lineage: Eukaryota; Metazoa; Arthropoda; Insecta; Diptera; Drosophilidae. Gene Ontology annotation, biological process: proteolysis. Gene Ontology annotation, molecular function: serine-type peptidase activity. The record is from RefSeq and is a predicted model, not a curated record. Bases 147 to 869 code for a protein of 240 amino acids. The transcript is spliced from 3 exons.